AUGAGGACCAAUCGCCCCCUCCCACUAGCGGAAGAGUGGGAGGAUACAGAAACAUACAUUAAAGCGCUUCUACCCUUCGCAACAUCCAAUGUACUCUUCAUAAACCUAUGUGGUGGCGUGCACAUCCUCGACUUUUUAACGCGCGAACCAGAUCUAUACGCGACUCUGCUCUCAGAGAACUGGAGAGUGUUCUUUGAUAAUCAUGACGUACAAGACGUCAUACGUUUACUCUUGCACGAGGAUAUCGGGCCUUUGCGAGAACCUGGUGAACCAAAUCGUACCUGGAAUGGAGGCGCAUUCCCUCCUUCAGAUCUCCUGGAGUAUAUUUACAAUGUUCGACGACUGGUUCUUCAACGCGAUUUCUUUUCACCUCAUCUGGACAAAAAGAAGAGUAAACUUCCGCGACACAUUUCUACGGGCAUGAAUAAGAAGAAAGUGCACGAAGUAGAGUGCUUCUCGCGAUAUGUCGGUGGCUUAGCCGAUACCGUCGAGGAGCGUCGCGGUGAAUCUGUGUCUCACAUUGUGGAUUUUGGGUCCGGACAGAACUAUCUCGGAAGGACAUUGGCUAGUGCCCCCUACCACAAACAUAUUAUUGCCAUUGAGCGGAAACAUCAGUAUAUUAAUGGGGCCAAGGGAAUGGAUAUACAUGCAAAAUUGGCAGAGAAAGAAAAGACAUACUGCAUCAAAAAUAAGAACAAGAAGGAUUGCGACGCCUGCGAAGGAAACCAAGGCAUUGAGGCCCCUGGAGACCAAGCAACUCCUGCACCAAAGGAUUCCCAGGCCAAAUUCGAUGACGUUCCAGCAAGAGAAGCUGAAGAGAAUAUUGAAGAUGUCACUAUCUUCAAAAUGUUGGGAGAAAUCGACUUGGAUCCCAGUGAGAUGCAAGGGAAGCUCGAACAGAACGCGCCGCGCAAAAAGGCCAAUGAGCCAGUAAUUGACGCCCGGGGUACGCUCAGUUACAUUGAACAUGAAAUUCAAGAUGGAUACUUAGAGCCUAUUAUCGAUCACGUUGUGAACCCAUCACCUAAGGCGACCCAGAACGAUAACGAACCAGAAAAAUCUUCCACUGUUGCCGCGGCUUCUACAGAAAAAGAAAACGACGCCCGAGUCAUGGUGGUAUCGCUACACUCAUGUGGCAACUUAGUCCAUCAUGGUGUUCGUUCUUUGAUUCUCAACCCGUCAGUUGUGGCUGUCGCCAUGAUAGGCUGCUGCUACAAUCUGAUAACCGAACGUCUUGGUCCCGCCACAUACAAGCUUCCUAUUCUUCGAUCUCUUCACCCGCGCCUAUACGAGACCGGCACUUCACACGAUCCACACGGUUUCCCCAUGUCCAAGCUGUACGAGAACUACGAAAGUGCCGACACAACAGGUGUAAAGCUUAACAUCACUGCACGCGCAAUGGCCGUUCAAGCCCCAUACAACUGGGGUUAUGCUGAUAGCGAGGGAUUUUUCACGCGUAACUUCUACCGCGCCCUUCUGCAACGCCUCCUUGUUGACCGAGGUGUCGUGCCUAAGCCCGGCGCCGUACAAGAUUUGUACGAGGAGUCUAACCCCGAAGCUGGGGUGAAGCCUGUAAUCAUCGGAUCACUAGGCAAGUCCGCUUUCAAGUCUUUCACUGCGUACAUGCGUGCGGCCAUAGUGAAAUUGAGCCGUGAUGAAACCCAUGGCCCUAAGGUUCGGGAACGAGUGGAAACUAUGUCUGAUGAGGACUUCCAAGAUUAUGAGACAAAGUAUCAGCAGGGAAGGAAGAAGUUGGCUCUGGUAUGGAGCUUGAUGGCUUUUAGUUCGCAGGUUGUUGAGACUCUCAUUGUCGUUGAUCGGUGGCAGUACCUUCGCGAACAUGACUCUGUUAAGGAGUGCUGGGUUGAGACUGUAUUCGACUAUAGUGCGAGCCCAAGAAAUCUGGCUGUGAUCGGAUUGAAAAAGUGA
Penicillium angulare is the source of this 1929-nucleotide messenger RNA. RefSeq lists its product as uncharacterized. The transcript has a single exon. The record is from RefSeq and is a predicted model, not a curated record. NCBI's taxonomy places the organism in Eukaryota, Fungi, Ascomycota, Eurotiomycetes, Eurotiales, Aspergillaceae. Bases 1 to 1929 code for a protein of 642 amino acids.